ACCCACACCCUUAAGAUAUUCUAUAAAGAAAAUAUUUGUUUAAAGAGACAAAUUAUUUCGAGGAUAUUUUUUAUUUUAGCGCUUUCAUUUAAUCAACCAAAAUUUUGUCCAACAGCAGUUUGGAAUCCUUUUGGAAUUACUUUUACUAAUAAAACAAUUGUUGGACGGUAUACUUACACUCUUUUUAUCAAUACUAACAACACAAUUUAUACAGUUAAUCGAGACAAGACACAAAUCUUAAUGUGGAUUAACAAUAGCAUCAAUCCAAACAAAAUUAUUUCUGGUAAUUUCUUUGAUUCAGCAUCCAUUUUCGUUACAAAUAAUGGUGAUAUUUAUUAUGAUAAUGGUGAAAGGAAUGGUCGAGCCGAUAAAUGGAUAUUACAUACAAAUACUUUUGUUAAUGUCAUGAAUAUUGAUUCACCAUGUUAUGGUCUCUUUAUUGAUACUAAUGAUACUCUAUAUUGUUCAAUGUAUUCUCAACAUCAAGUUAUCAAAAGAUGGUUAAAUGAUAGUGAAAUGAUAUCAAUAACUGCAGCUGGAUCAGGCACUCAAGGAUCUGCUGCAAAUGAACUUUGGAAUCCUUUGGGAAUCUUUGUUGACAUAAACUUUGAUUUAUAUGUGGCAGAUUGUUUCAAUGAUCGAAUUCAACUAUUUGAAUCCGGAGAAUUAAAUGGAACAACAAUAGUUGGACAAGGAUCAUCAAAUAGUAUUAUUUCACUUUUAUGUCCAUCUGGAAUUGUACUAGAUGCUGAUAAAUAUCUUUUUAUUGUCGAUCGAAAUAAUCAUCGUAUAAUUAGAUCACGAUCAAAUGAUAUUCGAUGUAUAAUUGGAUGUGGUAGAGAAGGAUCACAAUCCUAUCAAUUAUCAAAUCCAAUAACUCUUAGUUUCGAUAGUUAUGGAAACAUAUUUAUUACUGAUGCACUUAAUAAUCGCAUUCAAAAAUUUGAUUUCAUAUUAAAUUCUUGUGAUAAUUCAUCCAUAGUUCAAUCAAUCUAUUCAUCCGUAUUAACAGAAAAACAUUCGACAUAUUCUCGCACUGGUUGUGAUCUUUCGAAGUAUUACUAUGAAGUCAUACAAGUGAGUGUCCAUGAAAGUCGCUCUUAUAGUCUCAGUAGCAAUAGUAGUGUCGAUAUAUAUGGCUACAUGUAUACCGAGAGUUUUUAUCCAUCCGAUCCAUUUACAAAUUUAAUUAUGCAAGAUGAUAACAGUUGCGGUAAACAUCAGUUUAAUAUGAGAACUUUACUAUGGUCUACCACUGCGAAUAUACUGGUUGUAACAACGUGUAGUCCAAAUGUAACAGGAAAAUUCUCAAUUAUUGUGUCUGGCAUCAAUAAUGUCACUUUUGAACGUCUAAGUGAGUGUCUAUAA
This is a messenger RNA of Adineta steineri, 1368 nucleotides long. The record is from the annotation of a GenBank genome assembly. NCBI's taxonomy places the organism in Eukaryota, Metazoa, Rotifera, Eurotatoria, Adinetida, Adinetidae.